GAGGCCAGGGGUCGAACCUGCGUCCUCAUGCAUGCUAGUCAGAUUUGUUUCCGCUGAGCCCCGACAGACACGCCAAGAACCCAACUUCUCAUUGCUGGCUUUGAAGAUGGAGGAAGAGACCUGGAGACAUGGAAUGUGGGUGGAAAGGGCACAGAACCAGAUUUCCCCCUGGAGCCUCCAGACAGGAAUGUAGGAAUGCCCACAUCUUGAUUUUAACCUAGUGAGGUACAUUUUGAACGUACUGAGAGAGUAAUUUAAGCUGGUUUAAGCCACUAAGUUGUGAUCUUUGUUACAGCCUCUGUAGAAAACUCAUAGAAAUGGCAUGGGAUAUCACGCAGCCCUGAAUUGCUUCUGCCCGGAAGUGGCAUAUGGCGGGUCUGCUCAUAUUUCCUUGGCCAGAGCAAGCUGCAUAGGCAUGUCUAAGUUCAUAGGACUAGAAAAACUUGAUGCAUCCAUCUGCCCAGCCUUCGAGGGGAGUGGAAUGUUGGGUGUUCAAGAAGGCGAGCCCCAAUGGAAAGCUCACCGUCUACCUGGGAAAGAGGGACUUCGUGGACCACAUCGACCUUGUGGACCCCGUGGAUGGCGUGGUCCUGGUGGAUCCUGAGUAUCUCAAGGAGAGGAGAGUCUACGUGACGCUGACCUGCGCCUUCCGAUACGGCCGGGAGGACCUGGAUGUCCUGGGCCUGACCUUUCGCAAGGACCUGUUUGUGGCCAACGUGCAGUCCUUCCCGCCGGCCCCCGAGGACAAGAAGCCCCUGACGCGGCUGCAGGAGCGCCUCAUCAAGAAGCUGGGCGAGCACGCCUACCCUUUCACCUUUGAGAUCCCUCCGAACCUCCCAUGCUCUGUGACGUUGCAGCCGGGGCCUGAAGACACAGGGAAGGCCUGCGGUGUGGACUACGAAGUAAAAGCCUUCUGUGCAGAGAACCUGGAGGAGAAGAUCCACAAGCGGAACUCCGUGCGUCUGGUCAUCCGGAAGGUGCAGUAUGCCCCGGAGAGGCCCGGCCCCCAGCCCACCGCCGAGACCACCAGGCAGUUCCUCAUGUCGGACAAGCCCUUGCAUCUAGAGGCUUCCCUGGAUAAGGAGAUCUACUACCACGGAGAGCCCAUCAGCGUCAAUGUCCACGUCACCAACAACACCAACAAGACGGUGAAGAAGAUCAAGAUCUCGGUGCGCCAGUAUGCAGACAUCUGCCUUUUCAACACAGCCCAGUACAAGUGUCCGGUGGCCAUGGAAGAGGCUGAUGACACAGUGGCGCCCAGCUCGACGUUCUGCAAGGUCUACACGCUGACUCCCUUCCUGGCCAACAACCGAGAGAAGCGGGGCCUCGCCCUGGACGGGAAACUCAAGCAUGAGGACACGAACCUGGCCUCCAGCACCCUGUUGAGGGAAGGAGCCAACCGGGAGGUCCUCGGCAUCAUUGUUUCCUACAAAGUGAAGGUGAAGCUGGUGGUGUCUCGGGGCGGCCUGUUGGGAGAUCUUGCAUCCAGUGACGUGGCCGUGGAACUGCCUUUCACCCUAAUGCACCCCAAGCCCAAAGAGGAACCCCCGCAUCGGGAAGUUCCAGAGAACGAGGCGCCAGUAGAUACCAAUCUCAUAGAACUUGACACCAAUGAUGACGACAUUGUGUUUGAGGACUUUGCCCGCCAGAGACUGAAGGGCAUGAAGGAAGACAAGGAGGAGGAGGAGGAGGGCACCGGCUCUCCGAGGCUCAACGACAGAUAGACUGGGGCUGGCCGGCCCUCCCUCCGGGCGGCUCCAGGUCCACUGUCACGCACUAGGAUGCUUGCUCGUCUUCUUCCUGUCCUGGUCCCCCCUCCCUUUUGUUCUUCCAGUUACUACCAGGGGCCCCCAGUGGUCUUCCAGGUCCCAGUGGUGAACCUCUGGCCUCAGGACUAGCCCACGUCACCUUGCCAACAGGGCCACAUGAACCACCCUCACCCCUCUCGCUGCGGUCACCUCUCCACCCCUGCCCCCUUUUCCUGUUGAUCCCCAGAAAGGCCAACAGGGCUCUGGCCUUGGAAUUUGACUCGGGCUGGGGAGCAAAAAGGGGAGGGAGGGGCCCGAGGGCUCGGAGGGGUGGGACGGGGGCUGAAGACUCGUGGGAGGCCGUCCACUGUUCCCGGUGAUUCACGCAGUUCUGGCAGCUAAAACAUGACCGCGGUGAAGGCACCUCCUCUGGCUUCGAGGGCCAGACCUCCGGAGAGAUCCUCCCCGCGGUUCUCUUGGCAAACACCUGUCCCUACUUUUCCUGUCCCUGCCCCCGUCCAUCUGUGACUGACAGUGACAUUGGUGAAGGUUUGUAGACCCCAGGAACGGAGCAAAGCAGUUGGACUGACUCUCUUACCAGCAGUUGCCUAGUCUAAGGCAGGUCGAAUGAACCAGCCCCUGUCAGUAUCAUCAGGAUGCCAUCCCCUCGCUGCGUCGCAUCUAAUGUGUUUGCCCCGUUUAUAAAUGUGCACAGAGAAGGGGCGGAGGCGGGGGUCUUCAGAAGGCAUCGAGCGUCCGAAGGGCGGCUCUGAGGGAUGGGGGGCCAGGCCGGGGGGGUGACAGCCUGCCUGACUCCCUUCCUUCGUGGCCUUAGGCGGGGUCCGCGUUCCCUGGGGAAGCAAGGCUGGAGGGCCAGAGGGGCCGGGGCCACGGGUGUGCUCCUGCCCUUGCAGUUCUCAAGGGCUGGGCGGGCGGGCCCUGUCGGCUGGGAGAGGGCGCCAGAGACUGCUGUGCCCACAGUCAAAGGGGGUCCUUCCCUAGAAGGUGGCAGGAGCCAUCGAGAGGCCCUCACCUAAGAGGAAGUGGGGGGUCAACAGCCGUGUUAUGCUCCCUGACUAAUGUUGGAAGCGAAGCAGGAUGGGGCCUGGUUCGUACUGGGAUGCGAGAACACGUAGGAAUUUUUUUCUAAGAGGAAGGACUCCUUUGUUUCCCUAGGGAGUUGAUGACCCCUAAGUCGUUCCCAGUGUUAUGGGUACCCAGUACUCUUGGGACAUGGGGCAUUUCCAGGGCGACAGGGCGGGCAGUUGAUGAGGCAGAAAGUGUUCAAAGGUAUCUGCUCUUGUCUGGCCUUUGAUUCUCAUUUACUGUGUGACCUUGGGCAAGUUUCUUUCCCUCUCUGGGCCUCAGUUCUUCCCCUUGAAAACCAAGGGGUUUGACCAGGUGAUCACAGAGGAUCCUCCUCAGCUCUGCCUCCAAGAAUUUGUGAACCUUGGAGCUUCUGGUCUGGUGGGUGGAGUCAGAGCCCUUGACUCUGUCCUGUCUACCACCGGCGAGGAUUCAUUGGCCCCAGAGGUGCAGGGCCGUGGAGAGGGCCUAGCGCCCCCACCUCCGCCUGCUCCAGGCCUGAGAAGGGCCCCUCUCGAGUCCCGCCCCCGCCACAGGGUGGGGGGCUUCCCUGUAGCUAGCAUGAGCUGCUUGGCCCUGGGGGCCGGGUGUUACAGAAGGACAGAGCUUGUCUUUGCUGAGGCGUUGCAGGGGUGGGGUAGGGGGGCUUGUGAUGGGCCCCCCAGUACUUCCCACUCCCUUUGGAUGGCCUGAAGUUGACCUUAUACCCAAGCAGAUAUAUUGAUUAGCAAGGGGCUCUCUUGCUCUGUUCAGUCCCUGUCCCAUACUUGUGAAAAGGGAGACAGCAAAAUUUUACUGUAUAAUUGGAAUUUCGACCCUUCUCGGUCCAGCCCCUCCUGGGGUGGACUGUGCGACCAUUUUCCAUGGUGAAAUUACCCAGUUCACAUGCCUGGCACAGUGCCCUAGCCCUUGCCUUCAGGGAUCUCAUCAACCCUCAACCCUAGGGACACCUACCCCAGGUCAGAACCAAGUCAGCUCGGGGCAGUCGCAAUCCUCCGGCCAGUUUUGGGGUCCCUGCUGAAUCCAGCCCCUCCCAGAGCUUGCGGGGCCAUUUGCCCCCCCGCCCCUGGCAGCUGCAGAGUUGAUGAAGUGUGGGAAUAACACAUGGCCAGCAUAUGUUCUCCAAGGUUAUCUUCUGGAACCUUGGGGGCUGGUAUAAGACCCAUUAGGAUUUGGGGUGACUACAGAUGGACCUCUUCCCUCAUCACUAACCCAGUCACCCAAAAGCUUUGUCAGGCUGGUUUCUAGCCCUCCUUCCACCUCGAAAAUCACACUCACCAUUUUGGGUUUAUCCCAGCGCUGAGCUGAAAUUUCUCCAGCUGCAAGAUGCACCACGGGCCCAGUGAGCAUUUUUUUCUUUUUUCUUUUUGGGGCCGCACCCGCAGCAUAUGGAGGUUCCCAGGCUAGGGGUCUAAUCAGAGCUAUAGCUGCUGGCCUACGCCACAGCCACAGCAACGCAGGAUCCAAGCCAUGUCUGGAACCUAUACCACAGCUCACGGCAACACCGGAUCCUCAACCCACUGAGCGAGGCCAGGGAUCGAACCUGCAACCUCAUGGUUCCUAGUCGGAUUCAUUUCCGCUGCACCACAAUGGGAACUCCAUUGAGCGUUUUAUUUACUCUUUGAGUCUAGGACUGCAGAAGGGCAGUGGUCAAGUUCAUUUGAAUCUGGCUUGACCAUCCUUGGUUGAUGACAUCUCUGCUUGGUGCUGAGCCCUGGAGACAUAGAGUUGGGUCAGUCGCAGCCCCUGUUGUCAGGAAGCUCAUGAACAAGGGAAAGUUACAGAGAAAAUAAUGGUUUGAAGGCGGGGGGCGGGGGAGCCACUGCAUUCAGGGCUCCACGGUUGCUUGCUGGUCCAUGUCGCGCCUUGGUGUGAAUUAGAAACGGUGCCCCUUCCAGGUGGAUUCAACCCACCUUGGAAUGCAUAGCCCCUUCAAGUGGUCACAGGCUGGAGUUCAGCCCCCCUUGCCCCUGGGACGGGUGCCCUCCAGCUCAGCCAUGUGCUACAGCCUGUUGGGACACUCAGGCGUCUUCCUGCGAGAAAAGGCCAGCUCAUCUUUCCAAGCUUCGGGUUGGCUCAAGACCCUGCUGUCCCUGGGGCCCCCAAGCACGUCUGAGUCCUGCCCUGCAGUGGCCCUCUCCUCCCGGGGUCAGCCUCCCCGUGUGAGUCCUUGGAGUGAAACUGGGGUCGCCCCCCUGCCCCCCACUGGGCCCCAGGCACCGGCACAGUUCUGGCUUCUCUGUCCACACAUUUGGGGCCUGUGCUGACCACACAGCUCCACACUGGGACUUUGUAGUGGGCCCCAUGGGUGGCAUGUGGAUAGCAGUCGGGGCGGGAAUAAGGAGCGUGGCCUGGGGUAAAAGUCUACAGGCCGAGGGCCAGCUGGACUUCCUCAGCCUUCCAACCAAGAGAAGAGUUCGGUUUCCAUGAAGAUAAGGACUGAAUGCUUUGGCUGGACUCCACGGGCCUCCUCGGCCUCAGAGACCAAACCGGUGAGGGUGAGCUCGCCUGGGGUCUUGGUUCAGCUGGGGGAGUUGUGGACAUGCUGGCCCCACAAGGUACAGUGAAGAGCACACGUCCCUGGAAGCCCACGUCCGCUCCGUCCUGGCUGCCACCACCCAGCUGAGUGACCUUGAGCAACUCAUUCAACCUUGGGGGCUCAGUUUCUCUAACUGUGAAAUGGGACAGUAAUCGCUUUCCUGCCCGACUUAAGGAAGCCGUGAGGACCAAAGAGAGUGAAAGUCCGUGGAGAUGAGAAUGUCAGCCUGGAAGCUGCAAACGGCUGCACAGGUCAUGGCCCUGCCACCGUGGGCAUGUAGCCCAGGGUCACACAGGAAGUCCGCUGUGGGCUGAGUCCUCCUCGCAUCUGGCCUUGUCCCUUCCUCCCUUCUCACUUAGGCAGAGGUCAGUCAGGAUGAGCGGUGGCCAGUGUGGCUUUGGUGUCCCAGCUGAAAGGGAAAUUCUGAUAUUAGUCAGGAACCCCGUGCCACCAGGCAGUGGCCCCAGCUACCAAGACAGAGGGACAAGGAGGAAUAGUGCCAGUGGUGGGGUAUAUCUUUGCAUCAGAGGCCAGGAAGCCGAGGCUCUGAUCCCAGGUUAGAAAGAGCCUCCGGUGCUCGCCCAGGGGGACCGAACCCCCCACGUCCCCAUUGGAGAACCCCAAGGGUGAGGUGGAACAGAAAUGGCCUGCCUGUCCCUUCAAAGUCGAAGCCCCUUCAACCAGAGCUGCCAGUCACUUCUUGGUGACACUUGGGAGAGCUUUGGGCCCAGGGGAAACCCAGCCUCUUCCUCUGAGAGCUGAGCCCCAGGUGACCUGUCCCCAGUGGCAUCAGCGAUCCCCAAAGGCAGCUUCCCUCCUGCUUGCCACUGAGGGCUGCCUGUUCUCCACCCGUCCAGGCGCAACGCACGAACUCUCAGAGUCUCACACACACAGGACUAGUCUGAUGUUUUUAAAGUCAACAAGGACCAAAACCGACUCCCUCCACCCUCAUGCCUAAGCCUGCCGUGGGCCUGGUAUUCUGCUGUCCUGGCCCAGGCAGCUCCAUCACUUCUGUCCUUCCUCCAGGACUGAGAUGUUCUAGCUGUGGGGCAGGGUCCCACCUCUACUGCUCCCCUGCAGGCUCACAGCACAGCGGCAUCAAAGGGAGGCCCGUUCAAGGGGGAGCAUCUCCCCCGCUUUCUCCCAACUCUUCAAAAGGGAAGUCAAAGCACAGGUCCCCGGGACCCAUGAUCCCUAGACCCUGACACACUGGUUUUCAAACCAGGUGCUGCAGAACCCCUGGUGUUCCACAGAGCUUUGUCAGGGGCCGCUAUGUGGGAAGAUGGGGGUGGGGGCAAAGGCUAGGUCUCCAGGCCUCCCCCAUUCCCGUUUCCACUGGAACAACUCCGCUUUUAUCUGUCUUGCCUGUAGAGGUUUCACCUUGAAACUUUCUUUUGAAGACAAAUGUCAAACCACCAUUCUGAGGUUUGAUCUCAGACCAGCAAGCACAGGUUCUAUUCUUGCUUUGUACGUGGGAAUGGCUGUCGCAUUCCAAUACAAAGUAUCUUUGUUUUGGAACUUGGGUCUCAGACCCAGACACAAGCAUUUGCUUACACACACACACACACAAACACAUACACACGCAUUUGAUGGUUUUGUAACCCAUCUCCCCGAAACUCUGGCCUGGGGUUGAUUUGGGCAGGGGCCCCGGUGCUGCGAGGAGGGGUCUUGGCCCUGAAAUUGGCCCAGGCAGCAUGGGGGACUGUGGAGGAAGCCAAGAGGCCUGACCCCCACCCUAGGACCUGUGUCUGUGCCCUGGCGGGACACCCCACUUCCCUGGCCCAGGCCUAUGAGAUGACAGGAGCCGUGUGAUGGGAAGAGAAACUAGAGUUAGGUUCCUCUCGAGGUCCAUGCAGCUGGGGGAAAGUCCAGGUUUCAUAAAAGAAAUGCCGAGGGAGGACUUUACAACAAAAGUCCCUCUUAGGACGGCAGGAUUCCUCCAGAGACCCCAUAAGCAGCACCUUUCUGUCCAGCAAUUCUAAUAGGGUUCCGUUUCUACAUUCCUGAUCAACCGAGUGUGUGGGCAACAGGCAGGUCCCCAGGAGAGGCUAGUGUCUGUCUGUAGUCCUCUGACUGCUCUUCCUCCUGGCUGGCUCUCGGGCCAGGUCCCUCACCAGGACUGAGAGGUGGGCCCUUUGGGGAGACCUGGACCAGCCCUUGGCAUAGAAUCCUGCUCAGCCCCCACCCAGGGCAUUCCAGGUGAAAAUGCUAGACUCAGGGCACAGCAGCCCACGUGGCUUGGGAGGAGGCGUCCCGGUGCUGUCUUAUGUUCAGUCCCAGUGCACCCCGGGGAAUCGGACCUGUUUCCCCUUGUGCAAGAUGGGGGUAGUGCCAGGCUCUGCCCAUCCGACAGGAAUUACGACAAGGGUCAUAGGAGAGGUAGAUGGGAAGUGGGGCUCACAGGCUCUGGGUGCGGUCAUGGCCUGCACUGCAGAGCCACAGGGCACUCGGGGGGUGAGUGAAGGAUGCACUUCCUGGGGCAUCUCUGCUCAGUGUUCACGUCUGAUGCUGCGGCAGGUGGCUGCCUCUGCCUUUUCAGUGGGAGCUGGCGCUUAGCCUGGCACUGGGUGUGGAUCCUGGGUGCGGGGAGUGACAGGUGGCUGAAACUGGUCUCCAGGUCUGUGGCUCUUCUGUUAAGCGAUACUUUGGUGACACCCUUAUUCCUGGGCCACCUGCCAGGUUUAUCUCUUGUACCUGUGGCAUUCCUUAUUAUGUCAGAUAACUUAUUACCGUUUAUUCAAUUCUAACAGGACAAAUGAACAAAAGAACCAUACAUAGGAGACCAUUAAAGGUCUUUUGUGACAGA
Messenger RNA from Sus scrofa (pig), 8179 nucleotides. RefSeq names its product arrestin beta 1 (gene ARRB1). The record is from RefSeq and is a predicted model, not a curated record. Gene Ontology annotation, molecular function: G protein-coupled receptor binding. NCBI's taxonomy places the organism in Eukaryota, Metazoa, Chordata, Mammalia, Artiodactyla, Suidae. Gene Ontology annotation, cellular component: cytosol; nucleus; cytoplasmic vesicle. Gene Ontology annotation, biological process: G protein-coupled receptor internalization; negative regulation of Notch signaling pathway; signal transduction.